This is a messenger RNA of Toxotes jaculatrix (banded archerfish), 6445 nucleotides long. RefSeq names its product leucine-rich repeat containing G protein-coupled receptor 4 (gene lgr4). Gene Ontology annotation, cellular component: membrane. Gene Ontology annotation, biological process: G protein-coupled receptor signaling pathway. Bases 580 to 3516 code for a protein of 978 amino acids. The record is from RefSeq and is a predicted model, not a curated record. Lineage: Eukaryota; Metazoa; Chordata; Actinopteri; Toxotidae. Gene Ontology annotation, molecular function: G protein-coupled receptor activity; protein binding. The transcript is spliced from 18 exons.
GAGGAGGGGAACGUGAGGAAUGGCUGAAAACUGACGGUGAUCUCCUGCGAGGAAACAAACCAGGGCAGCUAAUGAUUGUCCGGGUAUGUUUAACUGAAGAUUUCACUGUCACCAGAUCAGCCUCUUAGCGACGCGUUAACAGGCGCCGCUCGUUCGUUUUCUUUUUUCCCCGGGAGGUGGUUAUUUAAUGGGACAACGAAAACGCAAAAAACGCAAGGUAGGCUACCGCUCCUGUCGCCAGCACUGCUACUUUAUUUUCAUGGACUAAUACGACACAUACACACAGGGGGCUGAGAAAUGUUUAACAGCAAGGUAAAUCGCUCGUCUUCGAAGACAGUGUUUCGUUUCUAACUCUAACCAGACGUUAGCGUGGAUAUUUUUUUGGUCGGGCUCGUUAAUGUAUGAAGUGUUCGAACGUUAUAUUUUGUUUUGAAAAGCGUCGGUUAGGGCUUCAUCUCUUCAUGCCUCAGCCGACCAAACCACAUGAGAAGUCGACGUCCGGAAUAGAUUAAUACCGCAAACAAAGCCUCCCCUGCCCGCCUUUUUGUAUCGCUUUCACCUGAACCGACGAGGAGAAAAAUGCGUGUGGAUUUGUUUUGGAUAUGUUUGUGGUGUUUCCUUCGUCCUGGUGCCGCCGGUCAAGGGCAGUCGACGGCCGUUUGUUCGCCCUCAUGCAGCUGCGAUGAAGAUGGAGGUGCAGACUGCUCCGGGAGAGGACUGACCACCGUCCCAACCGGGCUCAGUGCUUUCACCUACUACCUUGACCUGAGCAUGAACAACAUCACUGAGCUUCCAGCAUAUGUAUUUAAGAACUUCCCCUAUCUGGAAGAACUACGAAUUGCGGGUAACGACCUGUCAUACAUCCAUCCUGAAGCCCUGUCUGGACUGCAUCAGCUCAAAGUCCUGAUGCUCCAGAAUAAUCAGCUGAAGACUGUGCCCAGUGCAGCCCUGAAGAACCUUCAUUCUCUCCAGUCUCUUCGCAUGGAUGCGAACCAUAUCACCACAGUUCCAGACGACAGCUUUGAAGGCCUUCAGCAGCUGCGCCACCUGUGGUUGGAUGAUAACAAUCUGACGUCGGUCCCCAUCGGUUCUCUGAGACACCAGGCGAACCUUCAGGCUCUAACGUUGGCUCUCAACCGCAUCUCAUACAUACCAGACAGUGCCUUUGCAAACCUCACCAGUCUGGUUGUGCUGCAUCUUCAUAACAACAGAAUUAAAGAGAUAGGAGACAACUGUUUUGCUGGACUCUUGAACCUGGAGACACUAGAUCUGAACUUCAACAACCUGAUGGUUUUUCCCAGAGCAAUAGAGGCCCUGCCCAAACUGAAGGAACUCGGGUUUCACAGCAACGAUAUUGCUUCCAUACCUGAAGGGGCCUUCCAUAACAACCCCCUGCUGCGAACCAUACAUCUUUAUGACAACCCUCUGUCCUUCGUGGGUGCUUCGGCUUUCCAGAACCUGUCCGACCUGCACUCCUUAAUGUUGCGUGGGGCCAGUAUGAUGCAGGACUUUCCCAUCCUUACAUGGACUAAUAACCUUGAGAGUCUGACCCUGUCAGGAACCAAGAUAUCAUCCAUCCCCACUGAUCUGUGUGAGGAUCUCAAGUUGCUCCGGACGCUGGACCUGUCCUACAAUGAGAUCAAGGGGUUACCAUCCCUCCAGGGCUGUAUCCGACUGCAGGAGAUAAGCUUUCAGCACAACCAUAUUCAACAGAUUGAAAGGGACACUUUCCAAGGCCUCUCUGCUCUCCGUUUACUUGACCUGAGCAGAAAUGAAAUCCGAGUUAUCCACCGUGACGCUUUCCUCACCCUCACUGCACUCACCAACCUAGAUCUGAGUAUGAACUCUCUGACUGUGAUUCCAACAACUGGACUGAGCGCCCUCAGUCAGCUAAAACUCUCAGGGAACCCGCAGAUGAAAAAUGUGCUGACUGCAAAAAACCUACCCAAACUCAGGUCCAUCUCUGUCCCUUACGCCUACCAGUGCUGCGCAUUUGUUGGAUGUGACUCGUUGACAAGUUCUUCUGAGGAAAAUGACGUAAAGAAAUCUACAGGGGGGGAGGAUGUGGAAAGAAUCUCAAUGAUUAUGCACUGUUCUCCUUCACCAGGAGCUUUCAAGCCUUGUGAGCACCUCCUGGGUAACUGGAUGAUUCGUCUGACAGUCUGGUUCAUCUGCCUGGUGUCUCUGGUCUUUAACAGCCUGGUGCUGGUGGCCACUUUUUCACCCACACAACGAACCACAGGCCAUUCCCACUCACUGACUCCGUCUCUCUCUCCGGUGAGGCUGCUGAUGGGGCUGCUGGCCCUGGCCAAUCUUCUCACAGGCUUAUAUGUAGGUGUGCUGACCGUGCUCGACAUUGCUACCUGGGGCGCCUUCGCAGAGUUUGGUGUGUGGUGGGAGAUGGGGCCUGGCUGUCAGGUCACGGGAGCUCUGGCCGUCUUCUCGUCAGAGUGGGCAGUCUUGUUGCUGUCACUCGCAGCCGUGGAGCGCAGCGUGGCCGUGCGGACGAUUCUCGGGAAAGUAAUGAUGUCACCAAGGAGGAGCGCCAGCAGCCAUCGCGGGUGCUGGAGAGGAGACCGACGCUUCAGCCUGGCUGCAGGACUGCUCGGGCUGCUGGCUGCUGCUGGAGCCUGCCUGCCUCUCCUGACCUCCAACGGGCAGUCGGCCUCUCCUCUCUGCCUCCCCUUUGCCGGUGGUGAGAGUCCAGCUCUGAGUGUUACAGUGGUUCUGGUGCUUCUCAACGCGCUGGCCUACCUGUUCACUGCAGCUGUGUACACCCAGCUGUACUGCCACCUUGGCAGGGUGGAGCUGGCUGAUCCAGAACAGACCGGUGCCCUGCGACACGUAGCCUGGCUCAUCUUCACCAACUGCAUCUUCUUCUGCCCUGUGGCAGCUUUCUCCUUCGCCCCUCUCUUGACUGGUUCUACAGCCGGCGGGCCAGAGAUCGCCAAGUCUGUCACCCUCAUUUUCUUCCCACUGCCUGCGUGCCUGAACCCAGUGUUAUAUGUGUUCUUCAGCCCGGCUUUCAGGGAGGACUGGCUGAGAUUACGCGGCCGCAGAGGUUUGACCAGGGAGGUGAAGUCUGGUACUGAAAGUCACGGAGACGAUGGUGGCGGAGGGUCGGAGCUCACAGAUGGAAGCUCCUCCACCCACCUGGGCUUUGACUGUGGGGUUUACUCACAGCUUUGUGGAGAGACAGCUGUAUGCGAGCAGUGCGAGGCAGCGCUGCAUGCCAGGACCUGCUCUUCCCCCUCGUCCUCCACAGUUUGUAGACACUUGGUGAAGUCUCACAGCUGUCCCACCCUCCUGGCGGGAGCUGCAGUGUGCCAGCGCACCGAGGGGUUUUGGGCAGACAGCGGCACGCCCUCCGCUCAGUCUGAGUACGCCGACGAGGGGGACUCGUUUGUGUCGGACAGCUCAGACCAGGUUCAGGCCUGCGGCAGAGCCUGCUUCUGUCAGACCAGAGGCCUUCCUCUUGUACACUACUCAUACAACAUACCUCGAGUCAAAGACUAAGGACGCUUCAAAUCUCCACUAUGUGCACAGAUCUCUCUGUCAUGUGAAUUUAGAUGCUAAAAGAAUACGUAAACCUUUUUAUAUCAAACAACAAAAUGUGCCAACUACCCUGUUAAAAGACUGUUCAGCAAGCACUUAUGUAAACAGAGAUGCAGCCAAUCAUUUAAAGGGAACUUGGAACUUAGAGGCCAUUUCUAAGUGAGCUGAACUGAGUACAUCAUGUUACAAACUGGUCGACAAAGGAUCUUGCAAAGGAAAAUCUUGCCACCAGUGCCUUCCUCUUGGAUAUCAUGAUGUUGCGAGUCUCAAUUUGUGUCAAAGAUUUUGUGAUUUCUCUGUUUUACCUGUACUUCUAAGCUUUUUAAAUUUUAAUUGUUAUACAUCUUGUCAAUUUUUAAAGCUUCUCCACAGCAACUGUUGAUUUUUAUACUUUGAUUUUUUUUUUUUUUCUUAAAUAUAAAUGUAGCAAAUGUAAUAAUCAUCCUAGAUGUUUUCUGUUUGAAUGUAACUUUCAGGCGGUCUUCACCCACCAGAAAAUAAUGUAACUUCAGCAAUAAUUUGUCCCCUACCUGCCUGUCAUCGUACUCUAGUGAAUGGUAAAUGCCAGUCUAUAAUAAACAUUUCUUUGCUUUAAGUUACUAAGACUAAGAAUGUGAUAAAAGUAGCAGAUAUCACUGUUUUAGCAACAACUAUGCUUGGCGGUUUCGAAAGAUGUUAUUUAUUGUUUGAGCAGCAGGAGUGUCUGGGUGGAGACGAUUUCAGGCGGCCUUUGGAUGAUGAAUAUACAAUAGAACCCCAGCAAAACAGCAGCACAACUGUUUUUUUUUUUAAUUCUUCACAAAAAACAAAUACAUGCAUACAGGUUUAGGUCAUUAUUUUCAUUAGUCUGAAGGAUAAUUGCUGUUAUUUUUAAAUCUGGGCCUUGUUUUCUGAGUUUUCUCCAUCAUGCUCUUUGACUUGCCUGAAAUUUUUUUUUUAAAGUGCAGAGCUACAACAAACAUCAUAAAACAUUUCCUUUUUCAGUAAAGUAAUACCUGCUUCUGUGAUGUUCAGAUGAUUUUUGGCUGACAAGACAAUUGUUGACUGACAGUGUUUAAUAAGUUCAAUAAGCAUAAAAUGUUUAAAAUUAGUGUCCUGUCCUGAUUAGCACCACUGAUCAUAUAUUUGUGAACAGCUAGCCUGUUUAAUUUAUUCAAAACAAGACAUAGUAAAUAGUGAUCUUUAGAUAAGUCCAAAAAUCUAAAUCACCUGUAUUUACACUAUUCUCUAGUGACAUCUGACAUACGUUUGUUUUGAUUUAAAACCCAUUUUUAAACAUAAUUGACUUUUGUGCAACAAAUUAAACACAUGAAUACCGUCCAAGUUACACACGUGAAUGUAAUCCCACUCUCCCACUUCCUCCAACUUGACGAGAACGCAGCACGAGCCUGGCAGCCAGCUGAGUCAACAAGAAAGUAUAUGAGCAGUGCCAAAAAGUUUGAAAUGAACUAUUAUUACUGAAAUGUGGGUAAUUAUUAUUCAACCACAGAUAUUUAAAGACAAGUAUCUGCAGUGUUUUUGCAUUUAGUUAAUUUUUUUUGGUGUUUGUGUGCAGUCUGUGUACCUGUUGUACUGUUUGUUGACGGAACUGGCUGUGGUUUGAUCAGAAAAAAAUGAGCAUGAUGGAACAAAAGUAGGAAAAUAAGGCCUGUGUUGAUAACAAGGAAUUACCUUUAAAGAAGUUCACUAUCUCCAUUGUCUUUGCAAUCCAGUCACAUUAUCAGUGAGUUACUCAGACACUUGCUGUUAAGUCUGCAUUGUCCAGUUUUAUUGUAUAGGUCAUCAGAAGAGCACUAAUAUACUGUACAGCAUAUAAAUGUAGAUGUCUUUUGCCCUGAGAGCUGACCUGAGUGAUACUGUGAGUGACGAGGGAUUGACUGAUGUUUGGUGUGCUGGAGCAUGACUGUACACAUUAAGGCAGAUACACCCUCGGAGCGUGUAUCCACAAGUGCGUGUCAUGUGAGUGCUCAGGAAUUUAGGCAAUGUAGGGAAGUAUUUUCCUCCACCAACAAGACGUACUUGUGCCCUUAUAAUGCACCAUUUAAUUGUAAUCUUUUGGGUUUAUCUUCUGUUUUCAUGUAGUCUCGACUGGGUGUGUCAAUUCUUGCACCAACCAAAAUGUCCGUUGAUUGUUUGAGAUGUCUGAUGGCCCACCUGGUGAAAAUGUACAAAUCUUUUAGUAGUUUGGUUAUCAGUUUUUGUAUUUGUUUGUAAAUUAUUUGAAAAAGAAAACAAGUAAUCAAGAAUGGGAUGCUAAAACAAGGAAGCUACCUCCUCAACUGUAGUGGCUACCAGCAGUGCUUUGUAAAAGAAUAGUCUGUUUUCAUUUGUUGUUACUCUUUGUUUGCAUUCUUGGCUUCAUGUUGACACGUGUUUGUACAUCAUCUUUUUAGUUAAGUGCAAAUUGUGGGAGGAAUCUAUGUACUGUAUACUGUGAUUUUUUUUUUUUUAAUCAAACUAUAAACUAUGAAAUUUCUUUAUUUUAUCUUUUAUAGAUACAAACUUGCAGAAUAAUACAGAUUAUGAAAAAUAUCUCACUUAAUUUCAAUUCAAAUUAAAUCUUAUUUGUAGUUUUUCAUGAGAUCUCCCCCAAGUUGUUUUUUUUAUUCUGUUCAAGUAGAAAAAUAAUUCUAUAAAUUAUGUAUGAAUAAAAUUAGAAGAACACAACCAUUUUACUUACCUUUUUGUUAAGUUGAAAACACUGCAGUGAAAUUUGUCUUCAUCAGAUGUUAUAUCUAAAAUUAUUGUACUCUUAACCUUGUUAAAGCUUGUCGUCAUAUCACACCUUCCUUGCUAACGCAGCUUUGCCAGUUUUAACACAUUGAUUUUUGGGCCUGGAGAUAAUAUGCAAAAUUCUGUUCUCUGCAUUGUGUCACAGAAAGGUCAGAUC